Molecule: messenger RNA, 1236 nt
Organism: Prunus armeniaca (apricot)
Lineage: Eukaryota; Viridiplantae; Streptophyta; Magnoliopsida; Rosales; Rosaceae
Source: the annotation of a GenBank genome assembly
AUGGUUUCCAGCUUGGUUGGUCAAUUUGUUUGCUUUGUGUUCUUGGUGGUGGUAUCCAUUUCCAGAGUUCGAGCUAAGCAAACAGUUUUUGAUGUGACGAAAAACGGCGGCGUUGCUGAUGGAAAAACUGAUAACAGCAAGGCCUUCACUGAUGCAUGGACUCGAGCUUGUCAAACAAAUGGAGGUGGUGUGAUCUUAUUUCCAACCGGGAAAUACUUGGUAAGGCCAGUGAUAUUGAAAGGGGAAUGCAAGGGACCAAUUGGGUUGCAGAUAGAAGGGACCCUACUGGCUCCCCAGGGAGUCCAAUCUUCGGUUGAUAUGGACCAUUGGAUCAAAUUCCAACACGUUGACAACUUGGACAUCAAUGGUGGUGGUUUAUUGGAUGGGCAAGGACCCUCUGCUUGGCACCAUAACAACUGCCUGGAAGAUCCAGAAUGCAUGCGACUCCCUGCAAAUUUGAGAUUUGAUUUCGUCACAAAUCUAAACAUAGAUCACAUAACAUCGAUUAACAGCAAAAAUCUCCACAUCAACUUCUUUGCAUGCCAAGACGUAAAAGUUACCAACGUUAACAUAUCAGCUCCCGCUGAAAGCCCCAACACCGACGGAAUCCACAUUGGUUCUUCGUCCAACGUCCAAAUUUUGGACUCCGUGAUCGCCACCGGGGACGACUGCAUAUCCUUCAGCGCCGGAUCAAGCAAGAUCACCGUUAGCGGUGUUCACUGUGGACCAGGCCAUGGAAUGAGCAUUGGAAGCCUUGGCAGGGGAAAUAAUAAUGAUGUUUCUUUUGUCGACAUAAGAAACUGCUCCUUUGUUGGUACUGACAAUGGAGUGAGAAUCAAAACAUGGGCUCCCUCUAAACAAGGCACUGUUUCACAUGUUUACGUUGAGAACAUUCGAAUGGAUCAGGUCAAAAACCCUAUAGUCAUCGAUCAAAAUUAUUGCCCUGCUCAUAGGUGCAGUGCAACGGAAUCAUCCCAAAUUCAGAUUGUAGAUGUCAAGAUGAUUAACAUUUGGGGUACUUCAAGCACACCAAAUGCUGUUACUCUCAAGUGUAGCGAAACGAAGCCGUGCCAGAACAUUCAGUUGAGAGACAUCAACCUAAGUUACAAGGGUCCUGAGGGACCGGCUGUAUCAGCAUGCUCAAAAGUAGAUGUUAUAACUGACGGCAAACAAAACCCACCAGCUUGCACAAAACCUGUAAUACAGGUGCCCCACAACUUCGACGUCCUAAAUUAA